This is a messenger RNA of Cornus florida, 1805 nucleotides long. RefSeq names its product methyl-CpG-binding domain-containing protein 2-like. The transcript has 4 exons. NCBI's taxonomy places the organism in Eukaryota, Viridiplantae, Streptophyta, Magnoliopsida, Cornales, Cornaceae. The coding region runs from base 14 to 1393 and encodes 459 amino acids. Gene Ontology annotation, molecular function: zinc ion binding; DNA binding. The record is from RefSeq and is a predicted model, not a curated record.
GAGAUCAAUUCAGAUGCAGUCACGUCCUACAAAACUUACCAUUAGGUUUAAAAGAGUAGAAACUGGUACCUUUAGGGUGAAAACAGAAGAUGGCUUCAGUGGUUCUACUUUCUCUGAUCACCUAGAUAGCACUCUUCACCAGCCCACAAAUGUUAUUUCUUUGGAAGAGGAUGAUCAUGGCCCGAAGGAUGAAAAUAGUCAGUCGUAUGAAAAUGGUCAAAAUCAUUUAGUGGUAUAUGAUCCUGCCUCUAAUUAUAGAGGUCAAACUGAAGCAAUCCCUGAUCCUAUCUGGUACCCCCCUCCGCGGCCCACAAAACUUACUGUUAGGGUGAGAAGAGUAGAAACUGGUACCUCUAGGGUGAAAACAGAAGAAAAUGGCUUCAAUGGUUCUACUUUCCUUAAUGACCUGGAUGACACUCUUCAGCAGCCCACCAAUGUUAUUUCUUUGGAAGAGGAUGAUCAUGGCGCAGAGGAUGAAAAUAGUCAAUGUUAUGAAAAUGCUCAAAAUCAAUUAUUGGUAUUUGAUCCUGCUGUUAAUUAUACAGGUGAAAUCGAAGCAAUCCCUGAUCCUAUCUGGUACCAACCUCCGCCUUUCCCCAGAUACUGUAUUCCAAAUCAGCCUUCCAGAAUUUUGCCUUCUGUUGGGGCUUUCACCGUCCAGUGUGCGAGAUGUUUCAAAUGGAGGCUCAUCCCAACAAAGGAAAAAUAUGAAGAAAUCCGUGAACACAUUUUAGAGCAGUAUUUUGUCUGCGAAACAGCUCGAGAGUGGCAGCCUGAUAUAUCUUGUGAACAUCCAGCUGAUAUUACUCAAGAUGGCAGCAGGCUUUGGGCAAUAGAUAAGCCAAAUAUUGCUCAGCCUCCUCCUGGGUGGCAAAGGCUUUUAAGGAUUAGAAGUGAAGGAAGCACCAAGUUUGCAGAUGUGUAUUACGUUGCACCGUCAGGCAAGAGUCUUCGUUCUAUGGUUGAAAUUCAAAAGUACUUGCUGGAACAUCCAGAGUACAUGGCAGAAGGUGCGACCGUGUCACAAUUUUCAUUUCAGAUCCCAAGACCUUUGCAGGAAAACUAUGUGAGAAAAAACUAUGGGAAGAAGCAUCCUGCCCGUUUUGCAGCUCCAUAUGGUGGCACUAAUAUGGGGCUGCCGGAACCUCUUGAAACUUCUGAAGUCAAUUCCAUAGCAUGGGCAGGUCCAGAUGAAAGUGCAGACUUGCAGUUUGGUGGGCCAGGGCUUUAUAAUCCAUACUUUGAGGCACCUGUUUUUGAUCCUGUAUAUCAACCACCAAAGAAGGCAAGAAGCUCACGACCUAAACCGACGUGUAAGAGCAACUGGGUGUAUUAUCAGCAGGACGUGAAUUUAGAACCUCAUUUUGCUAGGCGUGGCGCCUAUGAUCUUUAAGUUUUAGUCGGAAACCCCCCUUUUCGAAUCUGAGAUUCAAAAUGUUAUACACGGAUUAUCUGUUUUUUUUUUUAGAUUGUCUUUCAGGUGAACUCGAAGAAAGGUGAGAGGCGAAAGGUGUCCUGUUGAGGGAUAAAGAUGCUGUUGAGUGAGUAAUGCGUUAAAACAAUAUACAAAAGAAAUACAAUAUACAAAAAAAAAAAUAGUUUAUAUUGAAUCUGGUGUUUCCCACAUUUUAUGUGUCCAUUUCCUUUCUAUAUUUUGGAUUAUGAUAACCCAAAGUGAAUGGGAGAAGAGGAUUGUAUUGCUUCAGCAUCUCUUAAAUGAUAUGAUUAGCUUUGCUCUGGCGUUGGCGUUGCACAGUGUUGGUUCACGUGAGAGCUAGAGUCUGGAGACGGUAAUUUAAACUUGA